This is a messenger RNA of Salvia splendens (bonfire salvia), 1495 nucleotides long. RefSeq names its product zinc-finger homeodomain protein 10. Gene Ontology annotation, cellular component: nucleus. Gene Ontology annotation, molecular function: transcription cis-regulatory region binding; DNA-binding transcription factor activity. The record is from RefSeq and is a predicted model, not a curated record. NCBI's taxonomy places the organism in Eukaryota, Viridiplantae, Streptophyta, Magnoliopsida, Lamiales, Lamiaceae. Gene Ontology annotation, biological process: regulation of developmental process; regulation of DNA-templated transcription. The transcript has a single exon. Bases 489 to 1190 code for a protein of 233 amino acids.
AUCUGAAUACGAAUAAGUCAAAUAAAUAGCCACCAUAAGAUUAAUGAUUUUAGAGUGGCCAACAUAAUCCAUUCAUUAUAAAUAAAUAUAUAAAUAUAGAGUAAAUGUCAAAAUUGAUUCUGGACAUAUGUCAAUUUUACAAUUUUUAUCUUAGACAUUAUCUUUUGAAUAUUUGCAUCCUAAACAUUUCAACUCAAAUCACAAUUGGUCCUAAACUAACAGUUCCGUUAAUUUUUAAACGGUCAACGUUUUUAACCCGAUUUUAACUAAUUAAUGUGUAUAUUUACUUACUCCCUAAUUAUAUUCUUAAUUAUUUUAAUAAAUUAUCAAAUCCUCCCCUGCCCAAAUCCUCCCUUGCCUUCACCAACGGCGUCAUCAAGCGCCAUGCGCCGCUCCUCCACCACCCUGUCGUCGUCAACUACAAGGAAUGCCUGAAGAACCACGCCGCAGCGCUUGGCGGCCACGCCGUCGACGGAUGUGGUGAGUUCAUGCCCGUCCCGGCCACCGACCCGGCUCUCCCCACUUCGCUAAAAUGCGCAGCGUGUAACUGCCUCCGCAAUUUCCACCGCCGCGAUCCGGAGGAUCCCCCCUCCCACGCGCCUCCCCCCGCCGCCAUGCCGGCGAUUGAGUUCCAGCCGCACCAGCCGCCCCCUCCCCGCAGCGGCUCCAGCCCUUACAAUUCCCCGUCUCCGCCGCCGAUCUGCUCCUCCUACCACCCCUCCGCGCCGCACAUGCUCCUCGCCCUCAGCCACGGCCUCUCCGCGCCGCCCUCCGACGUCAGCCACAACCACACCUCCCCAAUCUCCGGCGGCGGCGGCAACCUCAGAUCCGGCAGCCGCAAGCGUUACCGCACCAAAUUCACCCAAUUCCAAAAGGAGAAAAUGCUGGAAUUCGCAGAGAAAGCCGACUGGAAAAUGCACAAGCGUGACGAAGGCGCCACCAACUCAUUCUGCGGCGAAAUCGGAGUCGAUAAAGGCGUCUUCAAAGUCUGGAUGCACAACAACAAAAACACAUUCGGGAAGAAGGACAACAUCAAUCCCCCACUGCCGCUGAUGCCACAUUUAUCCAACGCCGAAAUCUCAACUCCCUUCCCCGCCGCCGCCAUCGGCAUGAGCUACAGCGACAUGAACGAGGAUCAGCUUAACAGCUUUAAUUGGGGUUAUGACCCAUGUGUUUUAUAUUUUAAAUAAUAAUUUAUUAAAAUAAUUAUGAAUAUAAUUAGGGAAUAAGUAAUCAUACUUCACAGUUUUAAUUGGUCAAAAUCGGGUUAAAAACAUUGAUAGUUAAAAAAUUGACGAAACUAUUAGUUUAGUACUAAUUGUGAUCCGAAUUGAAAUGUUUUGGAUGCAAAAAUUUAAAAGAUAAUGUCUAUGACCAAAAUUGUAAAAUUGACAUAUGUUCAAGACCAAUUUUGGCUUUUACUCAUACAUAUAUGUAAAAGCAUAGCUAGUUUGAGAUUAUGAAAUACACUUGAUUCAUCGCCACUCACUACAAA